GCGGAGGAAUUUGAGGCAUGAGUGAGCCUGACAUCGGUGAACUAGUGGGUUUAGAAAGGGUUAGGGCAGAGUUGUGCCGAAUAUUGGCCCUUUGCUGGGAAGAGGAAAGGAGGGUGAGGCCAGGAGCCUAACGGAGGAUCAAGUUGUUAGAGACUACCGUGAUCAAAAUACUAGAUGACUUAAAAGAGGAGCUACUCUCCGGGAGAGGAGAGGCAUGAGAGCCACCUACACCUCGAGCUCGAUAGAUUGGGAGUUGGAGACAAGGGACGACGACGCCGAGGUCCAGAUAGUAAGAGGAGCGGAUCUUGGCCGAGGCCGAGAAGACCAAGUGGUUAGGGCCUUGAAGAGCUUCCUUGUCGAGGUUCGGCGACAGGCCUUGUGGAAAAGGAGGUCCUGGACUACCUUAGCAAGGUUUUCGAUCGCUAUUAGGGGGGCAACAGGACUGAGGUUCUCUAGAACGUGGAGAGAACCACUGUCGAAGGUCGAGGGAAGAUUUGAGGAGGACUCUAGGUGGCUUGGAAACCUACUCGAGGCCAAGGUGCACCUAGUGGAGGCGCGUUUUUGGGAUAGGUCGGGUGAGUACGAACAGGCAUUACGUCGAACGAUACUCGAGCAAGGCGAAGGCUUUCGAGAAAGGUGUGAGGACUCACUCGUCGAGGCGGCGGAGAGGUUGGCUCGGGUAGGGGGUCUGAAGGGGAUAAUGAGAUACAAGGAUCGAGUAAAGAAGGAAGAGGCUCAGAGGAGAGUAGUGGGACGACCAGCCGAGGGAGUGACUCUAUCGAGGAGAGCGACUGAGAACUGGUGCAUGGAAAGUGUGGUGGAGCAUGGGGUAGCCCAAUCACCCAAGACCGCCACGAUGGGGCGAGCCGAGGAAGACGCCGAGUUAAAGGAGGCAAGGUUGGGGAAGAAGUCCGAGGUUGGGGGUACCUCCAACUCAUCCCAUGUCCAAAUGACAGAAUCAUCAGGAGGCGUGUCCAUUAGGGAACCCCAUGUGUCAAGCAUCAAGUUCGUUGAGACCCAGCCUGAAGACGAAGGGCCUUGCCUAAGGGUAAGAACCCAAGUUGGGGCCGAGACGUCUACGGGCAAGGAGAGCGAGGCGGGAGAUGGAGGAAGAAGGAGCGGCGACGACGACCAACCGAUGGCCGACGCCAAAGGCGCGGAAGAAAGGAAAGAGGAACCCACCUCACCAAAAUCACCUAGAAAGAGGGGGCCGAAAAAGUUCGAGAUGAAAUGCACCUUAGAAGAGAUAGACACGGUAGCUCCCCUACGGAGGACCCUAAUGCAGCCUAUGAAGUGCACGCUUCUGGAAUACUUGGUGGACAGCAAGAGUGCUAGGGAAGAACUCCUAAGCAUCACGAAGAAAGUGAGAGUCCCGCUCGCCGGAGGACCCACGGUUCCCGGGGAUGGUCCAGCCAAGGAGGAAGUGCAGUCCUCCCGGAUCACCAUGGAGGAGCUGCCGGUAAACUUCUUCUCGGGAGAAGAGGAGUUCUAUGUAUUAGAGAGCGGCCAGCUCCAAGCUGUGCCGGCAGAAGGGGUGUGUCACAACCUCGUGAUCGAGGUCGCGGGUGUCGAGGCGUCGGUCCCAAUAUUUUCGGUGAAGGAGUGUUCCUCGGAGUUGAUCCUCGGAAGAACCUGGCUGAGCGUGGUUCACGCUACCACAGUUGACCUACCAAACGGGAGUCGGACUCUCUCAAUCCAGAGUCCGAAUGAAAUCCGGGUGGUCCUAAAGACCGUGGUCGCUCAAGAUGAGCGAAAUCGGACCAGCAUUCCAAGACGGAAGGAGGCCCAAUCAAAGGUGUGCCAAGUCCGUCUAGAAGAGGCACCCCUUGCCAAUAAGGAACCCCCGGGGGACCAAUUAAAAGUCGAAGAUGUCGGGAGUCGGGUUGUGAUCAACGGGGUAGGAUACGAGAAGGAGGACGAGAAGGAGUUUGGUGGGUACAUAAGACUGUCUUUUUUGAGAGGAAUCCCCCUAGCCGGCGGAAUCAAGAAAUAUAAAACCGUCAAGGUGGCGGAAAAGGUGAAACCCGCCGCGGUCAGCUGGGAUAGAACGGGGGAAACCUCGAUAUCGAAGGAGGAGAUCACCGAUAUCAUCCGGAAAAGGAAGGAGACCGAGGGACAAAGAAUUACGGCCGAUAGGUUGGCCAAUAUGGAUAUAGGGGAUGAAAACCUUAUGGAGAAAGAGAAGCGUAACAAUGACCCUAAGGGGCUGCGAUAAAGCCAUUGCCUUCGAUGACUCGGAAAGGGAAAUAAUCGACCCAAGGUACGCUAAGCCUACCCGGAUCCAUACGAUUCCGCAUGUGCCUUAUAAAGAUAGACCCCAAUGGAAGUACGCUCAAAAGGAGAAGGAGGAGAUAGUGUUCUUUAUCAAAGAAAAGAUCAGAACAUACGUCGCAGAGCCUUGUGAGAGUGCCUACUCCAACAAAUGGUUCUUUUUGAG
Messenger RNA from Chara braunii, 2437 nucleotides. The record is from the annotation of a GenBank genome assembly. Lineage: Eukaryota; Viridiplantae; Streptophyta; Charophyceae; Charales; Characeae.